CCGCAGCCUGGGGCCCUUGCUCAUGUGCUCAGGGCUUCUGAGGCCCCUGAUAUGCUCUGGAAAGGCCCUUGCUGUCUCCACUGGUUCCUGGAUGCCAUUGGUGACUACUAUUUCUGCAUAUUUCACUCUGGACUGAAAUCUCUGCUCUUGUCCUAGUUGAACAGCAGGAACUGGUUGAGCCCUGGGGGUCACGGUGCCAUGAAGGCAGCUCUCUGGGCCUUGGGACUGGGGACCCUUCUCCUCACUCUCAGGGCAGUCCCUGUUGGUGGACCAAGAGACCUGAGGCUGGCGUACCGACACAGUCCCUGCGACGGAGUGGUGCUAGUCCUACACGAUGGGCAGUGGGGACAUGUGUGCAACCAGGAGUGGACGUUGGCAGAGGCAUCCGUGGUCUGCAGGCAGCUGGGCUGUGGACAUGCUGUGGGAGCCCCCAAGUACGUCCCACUGCCCGGGGAGAUGGUGCGGCCCUGGCUCCACAACGUGUCCUGCAGUGGUGACGAGCCCUCCCUCUGGGAGUGCAGCCUCGGGGCCUGGACACAGACCGAGUGUCCCCAUGAGUGGGUGGUGGUCGCUCUGUGUGCGAAUGGCACUUUUCGGGAGAUCCGGCUGGUAAAGGGCCGCAGCCCCUGCUCCGGACUCCCCGAGAUCAGGAAUGCGAACGGGGUGGAUCGCCUCUGUGGCCUCCAUGAAGAGGAGGCCACGGUGUUCUGCCGGGAGCUGGGGUGUGGGCCUGCACUUCAGGCUCCCCGCCAGGAUGUGGGCGUCGUUGGGAAGUAUAUGACGUGCCGGGGCACCGAGCCGACCAUCCGGAACUGUAGACUCAACAACCGCCUGCGCAGGGGCUGUGACUUCCAGCACGAUGCCGAGGUGGUCUGCUCAGGACACAUGGAAGCCCGGCUGGAGGGCGGUGAGCACCCCUGUGCUGGGCGUCUGGAAGUGAGGCGCGGCCUGACCUGGGGCACUGUCUGUGAUGCUGACCUGGACCGGGCGACGGCCCAUGUGGUGUGCCGGGAGCUGCAGUGUGGUUCUGCUGUGUCCACUCCUGGGGGGGCCCACUUCGGCCAGGGCUCUGGGCUCGUGUGGACAGAGGCCUUCCGUUGUGCAGGCAAUGAGUCUCUGCUGUUCCACUGCCCUCGGGGGCCCGGGCGCCAGUGUGGGCACCACCAGGACGCCGGGCUCAGGUGCUCAGAGUUCCAGCUGGUUAACGGCAGCAGCAGCUGUGAGGGACGCGUGGAGCUCCAGGUGCAGGGGGCCUGGGCACCCCUCUGUGCUGCCCACUGGGACUUAGCGGAUGCCACCGUCCUCUGCCACCAGCUCAACUGUGGCAGCGCGGUGGCCACACCCCGAGGAGGCCACUUUGGGGUCGGGGACGCUCCCAUCUGGCCUGAUGUGUUUCACUGUGUGGGGACAGAGCCCUACUUAUGGAAUUGCCCAGUAACUACCCUGGGGGCCGGGGUCUGUGCCCCGGGAAACGCAGCCACCGCAGUCUGCUCAGGUCUCCCCCACGCCCUGAGGCUGAGGGACGGACAGAGCCGCUGCGAUGGUCGCGUGGAGGUCUCCCUGAACGGGGUGUGGGGCCGCGUCCUGGACGACGCGUGGGACCUGCGUGGCGCCCGCGUGGUGUGCAGGCAGCUCGGGUGCGGACAGGCCGACCGGGCGUACGACGCGUCGGCGCCUGGGCGCGGGGCGCUCCCUGUGGGGCUGAGCCGCGCGCGCUGUCUGGGCACUGAGACCCGCCUGACCCAGUGCAACGUGUCCGCGUCCCCGCUGGUGCCCGCGGGGGCCACGCGGGACGCGGGCGUCGUGUGUUCGGGUGAGUGAGGCCCGGGGUGCCCGCCCCUCGGCCCCUGGGCCCGCCGCCCUGACGCGGUGUCUCCGCAGGGAGCCGGCGUGUUGCACGGGGGCGACUGGAGCACCGUGUGUGACGACGGCUGGGACCUGCGGGACGCCCAGGUGGUCUGCCGGCAGCUGGGCUGCGGCCGCGCCCUCCGCGCCCUGGGCGCCGCGCCCUUCGGUGCCGGGGCGGGGCGCAUCUGGAUGGCCGAGCUGGGCUGCAGGGGCCACGAGUCUGCGCUGUGGAGGUGCCCGUCGGGGGGCCGGGGCCCGCGGGACUGCGGGCACAAGGAGGACGCCGGCGUCGUCUGCUCAGGGUCAGUGGCCCUGAGGCUGCGAGGUGGCACCCACCAGUGUGCUGGGUGGCUUGAUGUGUUCUACAAUGGGACGUGGGGUGCCGUGUGCAGUAAUGCCCUGAAAGACAUCUCCUUGUCCAUCAUCUGCAAGCAGCUGGUGUGGGGAGCAGGGCUGGCUAGAGAACAGGCCUGUCCACACUGGCUUGGGCACCUCCUGGCUGGACAACAUCGAGUGUCGCAAGCUGAGAAACUCCACACUGUGGCAAUGCCCCUCGGCACCAUGGCACCCACGCUCCUGUGCCCAUGGAGAGGAAGCUUGGGAUUGUCAGAAAAAAUGACACAGGAUUCUGGGGAGACCAACUGCUCAUCCGCCCACAGCUGCCCAGGGGAGGGCAUGCUGCGUGUGCGUGGAGGCAAGGACAGCUGCUCGGGCCGCGUGGAGCUCUGGCACGCUGGCUCCUGGGGCACCGUGUGUGACGAUUCCUGGGACCUGGCAGACGCGGAGGUGGUAUGCCGCCAGCUGGGCUGUGGCCCAGCUGUGGGUGCCCUUGCCGGGGCCGCCUUUGGCCCAGGCUCAGGGCCCGUGUGGCUGGACGAGGUGGGGUGCCGGGGCAGCGAGGCGUCUCUGUGGAACUGCCCCGCAGAGCCGUGGGGACUCGGAGACUGCGGGCACAAGGAGGACGCGGGCGUGCACUGCUCCCGUGACAGGGGGACCACGGUUCGGCCACCAGCACUGGGAUGGACAUCAGGCGCCCCCCUCACCCCUCCAACUGCCCUCAAGGCCGGGAACCUGCCCAUGACCUUUUGUCUUGUCCUGGCCACCCUCCUGGUCAUCAUCUCCCUGGUCCUGGGGGUUCAGUGGUUCCGUGGAAGGAGAGUCUGCCAGGGUUCCAGAAUGUUGGGGAGUCUGCCCUCAGAGGGUGUUUAUGAGGACAUCGGAGUUGUUCCCCUGGGGGAGAAAGAUGAGAGGCCCAGAGUGUCCCUGAAUCUGGCCCUGGAGGAGGAGUAUGAUGACGCUGGGGAACCGGAACAGGGCCCUGAGGAGGAGGACACGCCCCUGAACCCCGCCGGUGUGGGGUUCCUUGCAGCCUGGGCCCCCAAGCUCCUGCUGAGACAGAAGAAGCGGCAUGCCCUAGGACCUGAUGACAGUGUGCUGGCCAUGGGACGUCAGCGAGACCAGAGUGGGGAGAGAACCCAGGCCCCGGGGUCUUUCAUUAUCUUCAUUUCUAAGAGAGAUGUCAUUAAACUCCCUUGGAAGUUCCUCAUUCACCCAUUAAUUCAUCUCAGAAGCAUUACUCAGGCUCCACCACAGCCCGGGUUGUGUUUCCUCCCGCUUCACCCUGGUCGGAUGCGGGCCGAGUGUGUCCGACUUCCUCAUUUCUGCACUGUGGACUGCUCCCCGUCCCAUCCCCAGUGCGGAAUGCUCCCCAUCCCUUCCCCAGUACAGACUGUUCCCCAUCCCUUCCCCAUGCAGAAUGCUCCCCGUCCCUUCACCAGUAAGGAGUGCUCCCUGUCCUUCCCCAGUGUGGAGUGCUCCCAGUCCUUCCCCAGUGUGGAGUGCUCCCUGCCCUUCCCCAGUGUGGAAUGCUCCCCUGCAGAGUGCAGACCUUCCCACAGCGUGACCAUGCUGCCAGUGGUACAUCAGGACCUGGUCACAGAGGGACUCAUGUGCCGUGUGGUGACCCUCCCACAGCAGUGA
This is a messenger RNA of Panthera uncia (snow leopard), 3828 nucleotides long. RefSeq names its product scavenger receptor family member expressed on T cells 1 (gene SCART1). The record is from RefSeq and is a predicted model, not a curated record. Lineage: Eukaryota; Metazoa; Chordata; Mammalia; Carnivora; Felidae. Gene Ontology annotation, cellular component: membrane.